AUGCAGGCCGCUAUCCCUACAGAAAUACAGCCAUUUAUAGCCCUGAGCUUGGCUGGGUUAGCUGGUCUAACCUUCUUCUUGUGGACAACCUAUGACGCGGGGCCAAAUCUUGACUUUCUCCCAACGAUUGGGCCCUCUGGAAGCCUAUCAUCAUACUUGGGUGCUUUCCGAUACGUCUUCAAUGCAAAGGAGAUGUUCCAAGAGGGAUACGAGCGAUUCCCAGCCUCUAUGUUCCGCAUCGCCCUCAUUGAUCGAUGGAGCGUUUUAGUAAGCGGUAAACAGUUAGUGGAGGAUAUUGCCAAUGCCCGUGAAGAGGAUUUGUCUUUCCACCAGUCGACCAAUGAAUUCCUCCAAACGCGUUACACUCUCGGUCGCGGAAUAGAACGCGACCCAUACCACCCAGUGGUUAUCCGAACUUCAUUGAGUCGAAAUGUCGGCAGCCGCUUUCCUGACGUGCGCGACGAGAUAGUCUGUUCGUUUGCGGACCUUUUGGUACUGCAGGGCAAUGACCAAUGGCUCGCUGUUCCAGCCUAUAGCACCAUGAUGCAGGUUAUCGCAAGGACUUCGAACAGAAUGUUCGUUGGCCUGCCGCUUUGUCGCAAUGAGGAUUAUUUAGCCUUGAAUAUUGGCGUUGCGAUGGACGUGGUUGUCAAAGCUCAACUGAUCAAUUUCCUACCUGCCUUCUUGCGACCAACGCUGGGUCCAUGGAUCUCUUCCCUCAGAAGCAACAUGCGAAGAGCGAGCAAGCAUUUAACACCACUAGUCGCUGAGAGGUUGAGGUUGUUGGAAGAACACGGAAAAGAUUGGCCUGAAAGGCCGAACGAUCUCAUCUCGUGGUUGAUCGACCAAGCCCAGGGCGACGAGCUUGGGUUAGAAGCAUUGGUUCAACGUGUUAUAUUCGUGAACUUUGCUGCUAUUCGGACAUCAACUGAUACCUUUGUUCACAUGUUGUUUGACAUUGCAACGCACCAAUCUUACAUUCAACCCUUGCGAGAAGAAAUCGAGGCUAUCGUUAACGAGGAGGGUUGGACGAGGGCUUCAAUGGGGAAAAUGUAUAAACUUGACAGUUUCCUCCGCGAGUCUCAGAGACUGCAUGGCAUCGGAACCCAGUCAUUGGGUCGAAAGGUCGUCAAAUCCAAUGGAUUUACCUUCUCAGACGGCACAAGACUCCCACAAGGAACAUAUAUUCACGCAACAACUUGGAGCCUACACCAUGAUCCAGAAUUGUACCCUGAUCCGCACGUGUUCGACGGAUUUCGUUUCUCUAAGUUGCGGGACGCGUCCGACGUUGCUGGAAGCGCAAAAUACGCUGCAGUGACGACGAAUCUAGACUAUCUUGCCUUUGGGCAUGGUGUUCAUUCUUGUCCAGGGCGUCAUUUUGCUGCUGUCGAACUCAAAGCAAUCUUGGCCCAUAUUUUACUCAACUACGAUAUCAAAUUGGAGCCAAAAGACGAGGUCAAGGGGCGGCCAGAGAACCAGUAUAUUGCCUCAGCAUGCUUGCCUAAUGAGAAGGCGAAAGUGUUAUUUAGGAAACGUCAGUAA
Messenger RNA from Mycena indigotica, 1542 nucleotides. Its product is annotated as Cytochrome P450. The transcript has 10 exons. The record is from RefSeq and is a predicted model, not a curated record. NCBI's taxonomy places the organism in Eukaryota, Fungi, Basidiomycota, Agaricomycetes, Agaricales, Mycenaceae. Bases 1 to 1542 code for a protein of 513 amino acids. Gene Ontology annotation, molecular function: monooxygenase activity; heme binding; iron ion binding.